Molecule: messenger RNA, 1512 nt
Organism: Galeopterus variegatus (Sunda flying lemur)
Lineage: Eukaryota; Metazoa; Chordata; Mammalia; Dermoptera; Cynocephalidae
Gene: LGMN
Product: legumain
Exons: 12
Coding region: 132-1373 (413 amino acids)
Biological process (GO): vacuolar protein processing
Molecular function (GO): cysteine-type endopeptidase activity
Source: RefSeq, a predicted model, not a curated record
GGGCGGACGUCGGGGUGACUGGUCUGAGGCUGCGCGCCGCCAGGGGUUCCCACGGUCCUCCCCCGCUGCAGGCACCGCCGCCGUCGCGGUCAUCCGCCGCAGAUUUCUGCACUUGAACUCCAAGGUGCAGAAUGAUUUGGAAAGUAGCCACAUUACUCAGCUUGGUCCUGGGAACUGCUGCUGUUUUUGUGGACGAUCCUGAGGAUGGAGGCAAGCACUGGGUAGUGAUCGUCGCGGGUUCAAAUGGCUGGUUUAAUUACAGGCACCAGGCAUUUGGGGAGAUCUAUUUGGAGAGCGUACGUGCCUGGGAUGAAGCCCAAUUGCCAAAGAACUACACUAUCCGCCUCACACCUGUAAUCCUCAAACUUCUUCUAAAUUUUUUAAUUAGGGCUACUUUUCAGAGAAAUGAAAGUAGACGUAGAAAUAGGAAACUGCUGACCUCUGACUCCCAUCCUCAUCUGCUCUCUCUUGGCAGCGGCCCCAAGGAUCAUGUGUUCGUUUAUUUCACUGAUCACGGAUCUACUGGAAUACUGGUUUUUCCUAAUGAUGAUCUUCAUGUGAGUGACCUGAAUAAAACCAUCCAUUACAUGUACAAACACAGAAUGUACCAAAAGAUGGUAUUCUACAUUGAAGCCUGUGAGUCUGGGUCCAUGAUGAACCACCUGCCCGAUAACAUCAAUGUUUAUGCAACGACUGCUGCCAACCCCUCUGAGUCAUCCUACGCCUGCUACUAUGAUGAGGAGAGGAACACGUACCUGGGCGACUGGUACAGCGUCAACUGGAUGGAGGACUCGGACGUGGAGGAUCUGACUAAGGAGACGCUCCACAAGCAGUACCAUCUGGUCAAAUCCCACACCAACACCAGCCACGUCAUGCAAUAUGGAAACAAAUCAAUCUCUGCCAUGAAAGUGAUGCAGUUUCAGGGUAUGAAGCACAGAGCCAGUUCUCCCAUCUCUCUGCCUCCAGUCACACACCUGGAUCUCACUCCCAGCCCUGAGGUGCCCCUCGCGAUCAUGAAGAGGAGAUUGAUGAGCACCAAUGAUCUGCAGGAGUCCAGGCAGCUUGCUGAGAAGAUCCAGUGGCAUCUGAACGCUCGGCAGGUCAUCGAGAAGGCGGUGCACAAGAUUGUGGCCAUGCUGGCGGCGUCCGAGGCCGAGAUGGAGAGCCUCCUGUCCGGCAGAGCCGCGCUCACCCAGCUCGGCUGCUACGAGGCGGCCGUGGCGCACUUCCGCUCGCACUGCUUCAACUGGCACUCUUCCACGUAUGAGUAUGCUUUGAGAUAUUUGUAUGUGCUGGCCAACCUUUGUGAAAAACCUUAUCAAAUUGACAGCAUAAAAUUGUCCAUGGACAAGGUGUGCCUUCUUCACUACUGAAAAGCUGCCUUCUGCAGGCUUUUCCAGUGCGGACACCAGCCCUUAGGACGUGUCCUAAUCAGUGCCUGAGAGGUGAGCGAGCAGAAGUUCGCCUGGCUGCCGCUGCUAGGCCCUUGGGGGCCUCACUGCAGGCUUUUUC